Messenger RNA from Anguilla rostrata (American eel), 3322 nucleotides. It is a transcript of the gene cldn34a, whose product is annotated as claudin 34a. Bases 1207 to 1965 code for a protein of 252 amino acids. Gene Ontology annotation, biological process: bicellular tight junction assembly; cell adhesion. Gene Ontology annotation, molecular function: structural molecule activity. The record is from RefSeq and is a predicted model, not a curated record. Gene Ontology annotation, cellular component: bicellular tight junction; plasma membrane. The transcript is spliced from 2 exons. Lineage: Eukaryota; Metazoa; Chordata; Actinopteri; Anguilliformes; Anguillidae.
AUAGUGGUACUGAGUAAAGACUAGACAGCCUGCAUCAAAAUGGCUGUAAAUGUAUGAAGUGGCUCUUUGUAUUACAGCAGGUUAUUAGCUGAUCUGCAUUGAGCUUCACUCACAAGAUUUUGCAUGUUGAAUCUGGGACUGCAGCAAUCUUUCUCCAUCAUUAUGCAUUCUUGUGUUCCGAUGAUUUCUGAUGAUAGCACUGUGACGCAGGUAGCAAAAGCAUCUCCUAGGGCCAGUAUUAAAAAGAGAAAGAGAGAGGGAAAGAGAGAUAGAAUGUGUGUGUGUGUGUGUGUGUGUGUGUGUGUGUUGCACGCACAUGCAUUUACUCAUUCACAUCCAUGUCAUAUACCUUCACACCCUUAUCCAUAUCAGCUGCCAUAUUCAAAAUAAAAAGGGUGGCUGAAAGAAAAUAAGGGGAUGUCUGUCAUGAUGCUCCCUAAUCAGAUUGUAAAUAUGGAAAUUAUUUCUUAAUGCUAGGGGAUAAUUUUUUAUAUGAUGUUGAAACCAGCACAGUCCACAAAUGAUAAUCCUGAAUUUUCUGCCGUCACUAUGAGUUGUGUACAGUCGUCUACACAUCUAAUGUGUCUAGAUUACUGUAAAGGAAACAAAAUGAUUCAUCUGUGCUGUAAUGUUAAGGAAGAGCAACUCAUAACAAAACAAAAUAUAUUCCAAGGAAGCCUACGGUGUGUAAUUAUAUCUCUGUACCUUACAGCCCUUCCUGCGUGGGCAGUUGGGUUCGUACGAUUAGUUGAUCAUUAAACCAAGGUGUAAUCAUGGCUAUAUUUGCUCUCGUGGAUAACAAGACUAGGAAGUGAUUGUGUUUGCCCUGGAGCUGAGAGCGGCUGAACGGACAGGCUGUGUCAGAAGAAGCGCGCUUUGGCGGCUGACCACCGAUGACCUGGGACCACCGGGGUCCUGGAGCUUCAGCCGAGCCGGGCCCGUCCUCAGGGGGACCCAGGUGUUCUGUUUGUCCGGUUUCCUGGAAACAGGCCAGGAUGACUCUGAGUGGGAGGUGCCUGAAACGCAUGUGACUUAUUUAAUGCAGAGAAGGUGCGAACACUAAGCAGUUGCACAGUCUGGUUGAGUGUUCAGUGGCCUCGUGAAUUGAGCUCUGCACAGGGAAAGUGCGCACUUUGCUGGAAAGAUGUCCGCCUCAUUGGGCAGGACGGGUCACCUGGAAGUUUAAGGAGCGGAGGCUCGGACGCGAUGGCAUACCUGGUGCAUUCCUCUCACCUGCAGUUUGUGAGCCUAUGGGUGGGGGUCGUGGGGUGGAUCCUGACGGGCGUGGCCAUGGGGCUGGUUCAGUGGCGGGUGUGGUACGUGGCGGACCUCACCUUCGUCACCUCGGGCGUGGUGUGGGUGGGAAUAUGGCGGACGUGCUUCUUCAGCCACGUCCUAGUCACCGCCGAGCUGGAGGACAUGUUCUGCCAGGCCAUCGGCUUCCUGGACCCCUACGCCCCCGCGGAGAUCCCCGCGGCCCAGGCGCUGAUGGUGGCGGCGCUGGCGGUGGGGAUCGGCGGGAACGCCAGCGCCAUAUACGCCCUGCGCUGCGUGUACUUCGGCCGGCCGGAGCGGCCGGUCCGGACGGCCUUCGCGCUGGCGGGGGCGCUGCAGCUGCUGGCCGGCGCCUGCGCCCUCGUGCCCCUCUCCUGGAACCUGAACUCCGUGGUGGCCAACCGCACCAUCAGCUUCCCCCCCAGGUUCAACGUGCCGCCCGCCCCCGUCAGUCAGGAAGUCGGGGCGGGAAUCGCGGUGGGAAUCACCGCCGCCAUCCUGGUGACCGCCAGUGGGCUGGCCUUCCUGUCCUACAGGUUCCCCUUCACUGUCAGCCCCAGAAAGGACCGGGGCGGCUUUGAGACCUCCAGCAUGGGCGUGUCCUUUUCCCAGCAGUCUGUGUCGGUGGGUGACGAGAGCUCUUACCAUGGCAGAGACAAUCAAGCCUUCCAGUCACAGGAGAGCCUGUGAGCUCUGCUGUACCACCUCUGAGAAAUCUACACACUGAAACCUGAAUGACCAAAUACAAUGCUUUAUUUAUUUAGUAAUCGUAUUAUAAUUUUAUAAUAAUUUACAAUUGUUACACCCAAUAUCAAUACAACGUUUAGUAUUCUUCCAAGCUGCUAUUGAAAUUGGUAUCUGCAAGAUCUUUCUUUACAUGGAAAUGUGAAAAGGCUUAAUGUUACAGAGCUCUCCCUCUCAUUCCUGCUGAACAGUACCGACUGACAUUGUGAAAAUCAACCAGAUGAGCAAAGGACAGAUGCAUUUUUGUUUGUGUAUUUUGUGUUUUUUUAGGAUUCUGUGUGUUAAUCCACUGGAGCAAUAGUUUUACUGGAGAUGACACCACAGUCUGUUUACAGGUUGCCUCCAUGCUGGCUUUUCCCCCUGGGAAGUGAGUAAUUGGGAAAGUGUACACACAAGUCAGCACUCCAGAGAGUAUGGGGCAUGUGACACUCUUCCAGCAGUUGUUAAUCAUAGCCUUGCAACCGCACCUACAAGACUAUGAAAGGCAAAUAAUAUAAUUUCCAGUCCAGUUUUAUUUUUUUGUGUAAUCAUACGUUUGGUUGAAGGACAUAUGCUUUUCAUUCAAACUCCAUUACAAAAUAUCUCAAAUGUUCACAUUUCCAUAUACCUCUUGUCUACAAUAUAAUAUAAAGUUUUAAUGUUUUUCUUGUUGAUUACUUUUCUGAUCAUGUUUUGAAUCGGUGCCUUUUUAUUUGAGAAAAUGAACUCCUGAUUCGGGUUUCCAAAUAACAGAGAAAAGACAAUGUGUAUGUGCUUAUUACAUUUAAAAUAUAUGUAACAAAAAGUCUUCUUUGUUGCUCACUGUUCUGUUCUGUGAUGCACUACCAUUUUGUCAUACAUAUCAGGGGAUAUUUUCCUCAUUUUAUACGGUAACCAUUUAAGUGAUACAUUUUUGUCCCUUUUUUGGGAAGUGAUAUCCAGAGUCUUUCUGUCCCCGGUUGUUUCACCUUACUGGUAAGGAUGAGUUCUGGGAAAUAAUUAUUUCUGUAUUUCUGUAUUUUUUUGACUCAUUAUCAAAUGUCAAAAAGCCCCUAAUUUUGCAUUGACAGAGUAGCACUGUGUCAAGCCUGUUUAUGAGCACUGAAAAGGUCUCCCCUUGUUCCUCAUACCCCAGUAAGUUAUUAGAUACAUGGUGUACUGGUUUGGGAACUGGCUUUACAGCCAGAAGGUUGCUUGUACAGUUCCCCGGUUGGAUGCUGUGUUUGUACCCUUGAGCAAGUUGAAUUUGUACCCUUGAGUACUUGAAUCAUUUCAGUAUGCACUGCAGUAUACCCAGAUGUGUACAUGGAUUCUGUGUAAAAUG